Molecule: messenger RNA, 7805 nt
Organism: Anguilla rostrata (American eel)
Lineage: Eukaryota; Metazoa; Chordata; Actinopteri; Anguilliformes; Anguillidae
Gene: kcnj14
Product: potassium inwardly rectifying channel subfamily J member 14
Exons: 7
Coding region: 3888-5429 (513 amino acids)
Biological process (GO): regulation of monoatomic ion transmembrane transport; potassium ion import across plasma membrane
Cellular component (GO): plasma membrane
Molecular function (GO): inward rectifier potassium channel activity
Source: RefSeq, a predicted model, not a curated record
AGAGUAGACAGGAGGGACGCAGACCGUGAACGAGAUUAGUAUUCCUCUGUACAACCUAUCAGAAGUGUAGCGAGGACGUCCCGUGGAGUUCCCGUUGUUUUGCCUGUAUUUGAUUAUCACAUAAACGUUAUUCGCCGCAGAAAAGCCGUUGAGAGCACGGAACAUACGAAAAACCCAGCCCCUUUCUGAACUGGACAAAUGUAGGCUACAAAAAGCAGGGGAUUAGGUUAAAUCCUCUGCAUGGUGCCGCCAGACAGGAAGUGCUGAAUUGGCAUGCUGAAAAUGAAGCUGUACAACAAUGACAGAGUGAUGUUUGUUUCCGUCAGCCUUAGUGUUUAUUUUGAAAGUAGUAAAUAGGAUCAUGAUGCAUCGAAUGAUAACUAAGCAGGCCUAACUUCCCUCUGGACCCACAGCACAGAUGCCCCUCUAGCUGAAUCCCAGGAGUAAUCCACCACUUCCCUUUCUCCAUGAAGCGGAGAAUCCAUCAACCCUGUCAGGCUGAGGACAAGGGCCAAGAGAAGGGAAGAAGGAAGCGCUGAUGGUUGAAAGAUGUGAUAAAAGUUGGAAAAGCAAAACUGGAAGACAAAGGAAAGAAGGAUCUGAUCUCCUGCUGCAUUGUUUCUUUUCAUAAUGAGGGAGAUGGGGAUUAGAGCUAGGCUAUAUGAGGCCCUAUGUCACUGCACAGUGAUGAGGGGACCCUGAAACUCCUCUCUCUGUUAAAUUUCUUUCACUUUUUUCUCAUUUGCGGAUAUCCUGAACCUGUGCCCUGCUGAACAGUCAGUGUAUUCCUAGUGGGGGAAAGUUUUCAGACGUUUCUGCUACUGCCCAGCAGCACUGAAAUUCAGAAAGCCUUGAGAAUGGAUAUCAAAGGUAAAAUAGUUAUACUUAUAUUGUGACCCAUCAACCUACCUUUUUUCUGUGUUGCAUGCUUUGAUUUUUUUUCUACACUGCCUUUCACAGAAGCAAAUUUCCUGUUUCUUCUCACACACCUACUGCUUCCAAUUGACAAUUCAGCUACUUUUUUUUUGGUUAAAAAAAAAUUGGAAAUAUUACAUUGUUGCACAGGUAGAGCCUAUAGUCCUGUCCUGGUUCAGACCUGUGAUCUUUACCUCAGCCACUGGUGCAUGCAACAUACCCUUUAUGCACACCCAUUGCGCUACCCUUUAUAUCUUGACUUGGCCAUCUCAGCCCUGAACCUUUAGCGUUGCACUUUGUUGCAUGUUUUUUACUUGGAAGUGCUGGUUCCUGUGUCCCUUCUCAACGCGUUUCAGCCUGAGAGAGGCUUAGUAAUGUGGGCCAACAGAAAGGAAUAAAUAAAGUGCGUUCUCUUUGAAGACUUCUAAAGUCAACCACAUUGGGAACCGAUAAGGAUUCAUCUCUGCUCAUCCAGCAGCCCUUGAGCCAAAGCACACCCUUGUUUGACUCUUGAUUUGACCUGCUGGAGAGGGCAUCUGCAGGUUUUCCAGCCUUUUGUUAACCUUAUCCAUUCUAAGCUCAACCAGCUCCGCUGAACUGAAUUGUUCCCUUGUAUCAAGGAAUGUACUGAUCGUAAUUAGUUGUUCUCUAUGCAGGUGUUGAUCAGUGAAAAAGACAGCACCUUUGAAAAGCACUUUCUCCUAGGAAACUGGCAAACUCCAGAAAAUGCUAUUCCUUCACUCAUAGCUGUGACCUGAAUCUCUCCUUUGUGCUCUCUCUCUCUCUCUCUCUUUUUCUCUGCCUCUAUUUCUCUUCAAUUUUUCACUUAAGCUUACACAAUAACCAACAAAAACUAUUGACCUACAGUUAGGAGAGAGUUGGAGGUACCACCGACCAGCAGAUUCAACAUUUGGGACUAGUAAGCUAGCAUGUCACACGGAGAACUGGACAGACCCUCAACAAUGGAAGAAGAAGAAACCUGAGAGAAGGACCCUGGAACUGUGAAAAGCCUGACUGAAGGUCCAGACAAUGGAAAGAAAACAAGGAGUUAAGAGAGGGUGAAAUACGAAUCAAAUUCUGGUGCCUAUCAAACGUUUUUUUCUCCAAAAUGCUAAUACCUGCACUUAUGAACUACGCAAUUGGCUGUAACUAAAAGACUCUGAUGCAAUUUUGUCAGGUAUAUUGGAAUGCUUUUUCAGUGUUAUUCAGUGUGUAUUCUGUGUUUUAGAAAAACCUCAAUUUGGAUUCACCACUUUAAGGGUUUACCACUUUGUAUCAAUUAGUCCAUCCAAAUAUGUGCCCUUGUACCUGAUAUUUUGUGUGGUAUUAGAGGAGUAUUCACACACCGUAUUUCCACUAUAUGCAUUUGCCAGGACAGGAGUGCUGUCCAAAUUUUUGUCAUCAUCCAUUCUGAAGUGUAAAUAUAGAAUGAAUGUACAACGCUGUUACAUGCAGUUUUAAAUGUGCAGUGUCCCUAAGGGAGAAUAACAAUAACACUGCUUUUGAGAAUGAGGUAGUAAUGUGCAAAAAACAAUCCACAUUUUAUGAUGACACAAAUGUCUAAAAUUGAAAGUAAUUUUUGGCCUUCGCUAUUAUAUUGUCUGUCAUACUUGUUUUCUGCCGCAAUAAGAACAGAAUUGUUUGGGAUAAAGAAACAGUGUAGCCUCAGGAAAACCCCUUCAACCAAAGUUUUGUGAAUUCUCAUUUCCCCUGGAAUUCUGUUUUAUUUCCUAUGUAGGUGAAUGUAGAGAGCUAAGGAGGACACUUUUGGAAUACUUCACAGGUUUGACUGUAAACAAAUUGCUGAGAAAUGCUUUUGUUAUUUUUUUGACUGAUUGCUCUCAUCUGGCGUUGUGUCUGCUGUUGGUUGUUCAGGGUCAACUUGUACUAACUCCUACGGUACAUUUUCCAUUACAAAACAAAGGCCUGUGAAGAAGUUGGACAACUGUGGAGGAUGAAAGAUGAGUAUUUGAGUCUGUGUAUUUUCUGUGUAGAAAGCAUGCUGACCUCUCCUUUUUUGCUGCAUGGGAAUAUACUGUCGAUUCAUGUGUCUCCUGAAGAAAACCCUUUCCUGGAUUUGGUCAUUUACUGAUCACUGAAUCUCUCCCAGUGCCUGCCUCAGUCUGAGGAGAGUUCUUUUCCCAGAAUUCCUUUACUGUAUCUCCUGUGUUCAGCUCCUCUGACCAAACCCAAUUUCUGGAAGCUUCCCUUUGCUAACCCCUGUCCCGACGCCACAACCAGCCAUAGCACAUGCCAAACUCAAACCCCUGAAAGCUUCCAGCCCGGCAUGUAUUCUCGAUUUACCUCUGAAACCCGCUCCCUCUCAUGAGUCUUGCCAAGACUGAAGUCCUCUUUCAACAACGGCACAACAGUGCUCCCCUGGCCCUGGUGAAUUACGUACCAGACUGGGACGCCCUGCUGACAGGACACUGUCCAUCGGCAGGCCGACAGUGUGGAGUCAGGUCUCUGUGCACAUAAAGGCUUUCUGACCUACAGAUGUAUUUGUUGGAUUCAAAAAUUUUGCACAUUUUUUUUUUAAACAAUUAGGACUUGGACUUAUGUAUGACUCAUUCUUCAUCCAGGUGGAUACAAGUUGCACUUUCAAAGAGCGUGGCUGGGAUAGAGCUGCAACCUGCUUCUUUCCAACUGAAGCGACUCGAUCAAUAAUCUGCAAAAUCUUUGCUGACCGGAUACUGAUUGUCUUUAUGGAUUUUCUGCUGUCUUGAAAUGAAGGAUUGAACUUUACACUGACAUGGCAGCACGUAGAAAAUCGAUAUCAGAAUUAUUUUAACUCAGAAACCCUUAUUUAUAGAUCCCAUAUUACUAACAUCCUUUUAGUUAGAUAUAUGGGACUGACUUCAAGUUGAAAUAUAGGAUAGACCCUUCACGAGCACGAAUAUAGGAAGCACAGCAUAUAUUGUUACCAGUGUAACGCACUGCACACAGUUUCUUUGGCGCUCAGUACCACACGAAUGGGCUCUCUCGUCAUGGGAGCGGCGCGCGUGAAGAGACGCUUCAGCGCAGUGGUCGACGGGCCUGUGGAGGAAGAGGAAGUCAUGAAGCUGGCCCAAAGCGCGGCCGAAACCGCCGGGGCGGGGGGCGGGCCCGGCAGUCCGGCGACGCCCGGCAGCCCGCUCCCGAUGCCGAACGGCAAAGCGAUCGCCGUGCAGGGGAACGGCAGUGGGAACGGUGGAGGGGGACCGGGAGCGUCAGGAGCUGGAGGGGAAGGGGGCAGAGGAGGACGCCCGGGGCUAAGGGGAUUGGGGGGAACGAGGGGCAGCCGCUCCUCCCCUGACGCGGACGCGGACUCCGCCCCCGCUUCCCCCUCCCCCUCCAGCCGCCGCCGGCGCCGGCCCCGCAGCCGCUUUGUGGGCAAGGACGGACGCUGCAACGUCGCCUUCGUCAACAUGAGCGAGAGGAGCCAGCGCUACCUCACAGACCUCUUCACCACCUGCGUGGACAUCCGCUGGCGCUGGAUGUUUGUGGUCUUCUCCCUCUCCUUCCUCCUCUCCUGGCUGCUCUUCGGCUUCACCUUCUGGCUCAUUGCCUCCGUCCACGGGGACUUCUCCGCCUCCUCGGGUUCCGCCCCCCCCGCGGAAGGGGCCGGGGCGGAGCCAGGGGGGCAGCGGGCGGAGGAGCCCUGCUUCCUGCAGGUGAACAGCUUCAUGGCGGCCUUCCUGCUCUCCCUGGAGACGCAGACCUCCAUCGGCUACGGCUUCCGCAGCGUGACCGAGGCGUGCCCCCUGGCGGUGCUGGCGGUCGUGUUGCAGUGCAUCGUGGGCUGCAUCAUUGACGCCUUCAUCAUCGGGGCGGUCAUGGCCAAGAUCGCCAAGCCCAAGAAGCGCAACGAGACGCUGGUGUUCUCGGACGCGGCGGUGGUGGCCCUGCGCGACGGCAAGCUCUGCAUGAUGUGGCGGGUGGGCAACCUGCGGAGGAGCCACCUGGUGGAGGCUCACGUGCGCGCCCAGCUGCUCAAGCCCAGGGUGACCCCGGAGGGUGAGUACCUGCCCCUGGACAACGUGGACAUCAACGUGGGCUUCGACACGGGCACGGACCGCAUCUUCCUGGUGUCGCCCGUCACCAUCGUGCACGAGAUCGACGAGGAGAGCCCGUUCUUCGAGAUGGACCGGCGCGCGCUGGAGGGCGACUCGGAGCUGGAGGUGGUGGUCAUCCUGGAGGGGAUGGUGGAGGCCACUGCCAUGACCACGCAGUGCCGCAGCUCCUACCUGGCCUCGGAGAUCCUGUGGGGCCACCGCUUUGAGCCGGUCCUCUUCGAGAAGAAGAACUGCUACCAGGUGGACUACUCCUUCUUCCAUCGCACGUACGAGAUUCCCAGCACCCCCUCCUGCAGCGCCAAGGAGCUGGCGGAGCGCAAGUACAUCCUGGGGUCGCGCUCCUCCUUCUGCUACGAGAACGAAGUCGCGCUGCAGCUCUCCUCCCCCGGCGACCAGUCCGUCGCCCCGUCCCCCCGCAGCGACCCCCACGCCGAGCUCGCUCACCCCCACGCGCAGUGAGGGAGCGGGGGCUCCGGGGGGAGAGGGCAGGCGAGAGAGGGAGGGAAAGGCAGGGAAGGAGAGGGGAAGGCAGGGAGAUGUAGGUCAGAGAGCGGUGAGUGAAGAGCAAGAGCAGUGAUUGAGGAAGGGAGAAACGGGGACAUGAGACGAGGGAGUUAGAGGAAAGCGAGGAGGAGGAGGAGGAGGUUUGAACAGGUAAAGUAUCAGGAGAGUAUUUAUUGCUAAACAUUGAGAUUUAUAACCAAACAUAGGGAAAAGAGGAAAAUGGGAUAUGUAAUGGAAAGUGGAAAAUAAAUGGAACGAUAGUCAGGGAGAGAUGGGAAGAAAUAGUUGGUGCUAAAGGGACAAAUAAAGUGAAUGGGGGAAGAAGAGGGGGGCUGCAGCAUUGAAAACCAGCUAGCUGAUUGGGCCUGGCGAUCUUACAAUAUUCAUACAAGCACAUUUGCCAUUUUUCUGUACCAGCUUGUCAGUUCUUUACUGUGGCUCCAGUACGUAUCUGACAGACAUACAACAGCACCCUCAUGUGGCCAGAAUAAGUAACAAUGUGCUCUGUUGCUUUUGUAUUAUUUUCACUGACUGUUUAUGAACUGUUUGGAGCAUUUAGAGAGUUUUUCCAUUUGACUAUAGAUACAGUAUUAAUCACCCACAUGCUUAUGGAACUGUGUUAGGAUGAGAAUAAAUAUUUUUUGCCACAAAAACAUUGAUUAGAAAAGUAUUUAUUGCUAGUUAUGUUACUUUCAAAGGGUGAGAAAUAAUGAUAAAUUAUUCUGUUGAGUCUAUAAAUGAAUGUUAGAUUACAUGCUGGAGUUACUGCCGAACAGAUGAAUAAAGCAAAGAAGCUACUUAAAAUGUGCAGCAAUUUUAAGUAGUUGCACAAGACAUGUUGAUAAUUUUGUAUUAUCUUUGUUCUGAAACUUUAUUUUCUAUUAAUUUUAUUUCAGGAGAACAUGGUGUGUUGUAUAGAAACUGUAAGGGUAUAGCUGAAUCCUGAACCCUGUAUGAAAAUUAGAUAUGGCUGUUUAUUAUGUUGCUUAGGUUGCUAGCUUACAGCCAUUUAUGUUUUACGUCUUCAGAAAAGAUGAAGACAGAAAAGACUGUGAUGUGCGCAGUCGGACUUCUGGAAAACGCACAGUCUCUCUCUCUCUUGCUGCUUCUGCAUUUUGGACUCAUCGAGUUGCAGCUGGAUGGGCUGUGCCCUGGCCAGCAGUCAGAGUCAAGCAUGAGACUGUACACCCAUCCGACCGCCUAACCGCUGCUGAUAACGUUCAGUCUGGGUUCUUUAGUUUUGCAGUAUGAUGACUGCAGCCAGUGUUAAUAUUGCGGUUGUGUUCUUGACCUCUUUGUCUUUUGUUGGCUUUUUGAAACUCGAGCACAAUCAAACUCUGGCGAACAAGGUUCACUUUCGUUUUGUUUUUUUUGACACUGGAAUAGUCAGCCAUUGUUGUUGCUGGUGCCUGAAAAGUUAAUCGUUUGGGAAUCGCUACUUUUCUGUUUCAUUGUUCUGUUGACAAAUAAUUUUUCAUUGUGUUUAUUGCAUUUUAUCAAUUCUUUGACUGUUUUGACAGUGUGUGCUACUUCUGUACACAACUGAGAUGCAAAUAGUUCCAGUAUGUUUGCAUGAAAUCAGCACAAUAUCUUGUAUUGCUAUGUAUUCUAUCAGAUAACGUUUCCGUAAAUGUUAGUCACUACUAACAGCACACUUAGUAACUCAUACUUGAUAUAUGACUUUGUGAAGGUAGUUGUUGAGUGGUGGUCUUUGCAGAUACACUUAAACAUAGCCCUGUACUGAUUUGAACACUGUAACAGAACUAAUAUCAUUGUUAACUCACUGGGGGGAAAGCUGAAAGGGAACACUGAAAAUAUAUACGAGAAGCAUCGUAUAUUACAUAGCACUUAACAUGAUUAUUUCCAUAAGUUAUGUUUCAAUUUGUAUCGUUUUAUUAAUCUAUUGUUAUUGUGUGUUGCCUGAUUUCCCCUAUCAGUCUCCUUGACUUUGACUUCCUGUUUAUGUUACUGGUAUCUAAUUGUGUCUUUUCCUGUUUGAUUCCAGUUAGAAUGUAACUUGAAUCCUUACCACAUGCACAAUGAAACUUGGCAUUAGUUAUUACAAAUAAAACCCAAAGAAAUCCAUUUCCUUGACAUUUCUUGUUUUAUGGCGUAUUAGAUUUCACGCUAACAUCUUGGAUGGUCGGUCUGUCUGAAUUUGAGGGGAGCCAUAUUUGACUGUUUGCUCUCCUUUUUUUUAGGUCUCUUCUUCAUGUGUUCUUGAAAUUAUUUCAUGUUAAUGUCCUGACUGUGUAAGGAAGAAUGCUCUUUGAAAUUUCACAUCCACUGAGUAAAAGCACAAAGAACAAAUAAAACUUGUUUGAUUGAUUA